This is a messenger RNA of Sciurus carolinensis (gray squirrel), 5254 nucleotides long. RefSeq names its product TP53 regulating kinase (gene Tp53rk). Lineage: Eukaryota; Metazoa; Chordata; Mammalia; Rodentia; Sciuridae. Gene Ontology annotation, molecular function: ATP binding; protein serine/threonine kinase activity. The transcript has 2 exons. Gene Ontology annotation, biological process: protein phosphorylation. Bases 249 to 989 code for a protein of 246 amino acids. Gene Ontology annotation, cellular component: EKC/KEOPS complex; nucleus; cytosol. The record is from RefSeq and is a predicted model, not a curated record.
UCGCCGAGAAUGUACGGAGAUACACGAAGAGCUGGGCGGCGGCCACAGGAGCCGAUUCCGAGAGACGCCGAAGGCUCUGAAAAGGGGCUAGAGGUCGGGAGGCGGAACCACUCCCACGGGGCGGAAGUGUCGGAGGGGAGGUGUUGAAUGGCGGAAGAGGUUCGAGGAUUUCCGGAGCGAGCGGAAGCACUGCCGGUAGUUUCCGGAGAGAGCGGAAGCGCUUGGCGCGUUUGCGCAGCGGAGCGGUCAUGGCUGAGGCAGGCGAAGAGCCGUCGCCGGAGACGGAGCCGCUGACCGCGGCCCGGGAGCGGAGCAGCCGCUUCUUGAGCGGCUUGGAGCUGCUGAAGCAGGGCGCCGAGGCGCGUGUGUAUCGCGGCCACUUCCUGGGUCGCGCGGCCGUGGUGAAGCACCGCUUCCCCAAGGGCUACCGGCACCCGGUGCUGGAGACGCGGCUCAGUCGGCGGCGGACGGUGCAGGAGGCCCGGGCGCUGCUCCGCUGCCGCCGUGCAGGGAUAUCAGCCCCGGUUGUCUUUUUUGUGGACUAUGCUUCCAACUGCUUAUACAUGGAAGAAAUCGAAGGCUCAGUGACUGUUCGUGAUUAUAUUCAAUCUACCAUGGAGACUGAAAAAUCUCCCCAGAGCCUCUUCGACUUAGCCAAGACAGUUGGGGAAACUUUGGCUAGAAUGCACGAUGAAGACCUCAUUCAUGGUGAUCUUACCACCUCCAACAUGCUUCUGAAACCCCCUGUGGAACAGCUGAACAUUGUACUCGUAGACUUUGGGCUGAGUUUUGUUUCAGGACUUCCGGAAGACAAGGGAGUAGACCUCUACGUCCUAGAGAAGGCCUUCCUUAGUACCCACCCCAACACUGAGGCUGUGUUUGAAGCCUUUCUGAAGAGCUACUCCACCUCCUCCAAAAAGUCCAAACCAGUGCUCAAAAAAUUAGAUGAAGUGCGCCUGAGAGGAAGAAAGAGGUCCAUGGUUGGGUAGAGCGUGUGAUUCCACGCAGUUAAGCUGUUUCUCAAAGCAAAUUUGAAGAAAUGCUGCGAGUGUUAGUAGACCAAAAUAAAGGUGUUGGGAUAUUUUUAAAGUGAUCUGUGAUCAUGCUUAUCAAGGUCACCAUUAUCAUCUGUAGUUCUGUUCUCAAGAGCUUACGUAAGACAUGCUCGAGGCAGAAUUGGGUAUAUAAAAAAUCAAUCUGGGACAGACUUUCCCACAAACUGCCUUGUAGCCCUCAUGUACGUGUGGGUAGAGGGUGGAGCCACGUAAUGAGAACAUUACUCUCUUCCAUCCUUCUGGUGAGAUGAGGAUAGUCUCAGUUGGGGAUAGUGUGUGUCAGCCUUCUGACCCAGCAUGGUGGUGGCUAUUGUGUACAUGAUAUGUUUGAGUCAAAACACUUAAUGGAAUAUGCCAACAUUUUGAAAAAUAAGUCAUAGACUAGAAAAUAUUAGUGUAUUAUUUUACAAAACUGCUUCCAAGUGUACAUUUAGACAUAGUUAGAUGCUGGGUUUGAUAUAUAUUUCUUUUUGAGGAUCAUAGUGAAAAGGUGAAAAUUACUGCUUAACCCCAAGUUUUCAUUUAAAAAAGGCUUAGAAUAGCUUUGAAAAUUUAGGUAACAUUGUUUUCAUUGCUCUAUUUUUUAUGGUUACCUUCUAAUUAAGACAAUGAACUUAAGUUCCUUUGACUUUAUAAAGGUAAAAAGUGAGUUUUUCUAUCACAGGUGGAAGGUAGAGUACAGAUGGUGAAGUGGCUUGUGAUGAAGUUCGGAGGAGUUUGGUUUAGGCAUCAGGAAAACUGAGUUAAGACAAAGAGUGCCAGUAACUGCCUUUUGACCUUCCAACCAUGGCGUCUUGCCCCAGCAGCAGGUGUGGGUGUGAUAAAGCACCUUUCUUCCUGUAGGUUCCAAACAGCAAAUGUGUCCUGGAUGCCUUUUAUGUGCCUGCAGCCAUUUGUAUACUGGAUACAACUGUGAGCAGGACAGAUAGCCCCCGCUCUCAGGGAGAGAGCAGUGUCCUGGGAUCGGGACCAGUGCCAGUGCCCACUGAGUGUGCUGCAUGGGCUGACAACUGGGAGGGAGUGAAAACUUCCCUCGCUGGGUAGCUGUGAGUCUCAGGGAGCAGAACUCACUGCCUGCUUACUGCAUGUCAGGCGCUGUGCCAGGAGUUUUCGUACUAGAUCUAGAACAGCUCUGAGGUAUCCCCAGUUUAUAGAUGGGGAGCUGUCUUAAAAAGGAGGGAACUUGUCCGAGGUAUGCUAGGGAAUGAGAGGUACUUCCACCUGGCUCCAGAGCCCACGUUCUUUCUGCUGAUUCUGUUAGAAACAAGACCGGUAUGACAGGCAUUGUGCAGCAUUUUCAACUCCAAGGGCCAGAGGAGUGGCCGUGAUUUUUUCAGUUAGUAUUCUCAAAAUACCGAGAUGGCCUUUCCUCAGUUUCCCCAUAUGUGCAGCAGGGUUAAGACCUACCUCAUGGGGCAAGUGACUGGUUGACUCCGGUAUAUGCAUUCCAUCAGCAGGUCCCUAGUGCUCACUGUGUGCCAGGUGCUGGAGACACAAAGGGGGACGUGAAGGCUGCUUUACAGGUAAGACAGUUUCAUAGAGUCCUGAGUCAAUAUGGGGGUAAAUCCAGGAAGGCAGGAGAUUGGGCGAGCUGUGUGCAAAGAUGGUGGAGGAGGAACAGCCCUGAGGGACCAGGCCUCUGGCUGGCAGGCGGCAAGCAAGGAGGAGGAGCAGAAGAUGAGGUCAGAGGGGACGAGAGCCAGGUCAUGAGGGUCCUGUGACGAGCUUGGAUUUUCUUAAUGGUGCUCCAAGAGUUUCCAGUGGUCACAUCUGAAUAGUUUUUCAAAAGGGUUGUAUCAGUUGGUGGCACAAAAUAACCACAGGGCAAGAGUGGACACAAGCCUGGAAGGGAAAAGGCCACUGCUGCCAGCCAAUGCACUGAGAAUGGUGGCCGGGGGCUGAAGCAGGGUGAGCGUGCUACACUGUGACACAGGAUCUGGCACCAGUGGGCAGAGAGCAUGGUCAGCAGCAGGAGUGACAGCGGCAGCCAGGAAGCAGUGACCAUCUUCCAGCUGUUGAGGGAGCUGCUGGACGGACUUCGUCAGUGCUCCCAGGAGGAGUGCCAUCCAGCUGUGGGCUCAGCCGGGGCCUGUGAUGGGAAGUAAAGGUUAAGUGCAUUAGGUGAGCAGUGGAUUCCUUCCCUGGUUCAGGGCCUCAGGACAGGAACCCUCUGCAGUUCCAGAUCCCUCAGACUCCACGUGGAGAGUAGUGGGUGCGUUGCAGUGAUGAGCCAACACUAGCAGCUUCUGAAGCCCCCUGGAACCAAGCAGACAAAGGCUUAACCCCCAUUUUACACAUGUGGGAACAGUACUGUGAACUGUCGUGUCCAGGGCCACAAGAGUGACAGCUGAGAUUCAAACCCAAGUUUUUAACAAUAUCUAGCUUUAUCUGGUAGUUACUAAGUUCUUUGCGUGUACUGACCCAUCUUUCAGAGCAGGCAAGUGAGGCACAGAGGCAGUGACCCUGAGUCACUCAGAGAGUGGCAGAACCAGGGGCAUGGUUAGUGUAUGACAAUGACUAAUGUGACAGUAACCAGUGAUGCGUUGUACAUAAAGUGCGCCCUUGGCAAGUCCAGAGGGCCACAAGAGGCAAUUCCUCAAAGCCUGGCAUAGGGAGAGCUCGUUCGGUAGGCGUGGGAGCAGCUUCUGGUUGGUUCACCUCUUCUGCAGAGGGGGACAGUUUUCGGGGUAGCCAGGCUGACCGCACCCACACUGUCUGGGAAGGCCUGCACUAACAGCCGCAUAGGCUACAAUCUGAUGUCACCAAGAAGUAAAAUUUACUAAUCCUCAUUCUGGUUUCAGUAAAACUAUGCAAAAACAGGCAGCUGGCCUGUAAGCCAUAAUUUGCCAAUUCGAUUUUUAAAACUAUUCCCAUUAUAUAUUUUGAUUACUGAGUUUCUUGGUGCCCCUCAAUUUGUGCCCUAGGCAAGUGUCUCCCUUGCCUCUCCCACUGGAGCUCAGCUGUCACCGACUGCUGGUCCCCCACUGGAGGAAUCUCUGUUCAUACAAGGUGCCCCCACCCCACUCUUGGGAAACUAGGAGUCUCCUCUUGAGUCUGUAAUUUGGGGCACAAGUCCAAAGGAUUGGCGCUCUUGCCACCAGAGGUCACAGAUUACUGUCGUCCACUGCUCAAGUAAAGAGGUAAAGCGGACGCUUCCCUCUGCUUUCUUCCUCUCUCUCCUUGCCUUUCCCUUCCUCCUUCCUGCCACUUUUUUCUUCCUCCUCUUUCCCCUCUACUUCCCUCUUCUCGCUUCCCUGCUUCCCUUUGUGCCCCGUUGUACCUGGUCUUUCCUCCCUUGAACUUGCUCCUUUUUUCAACACCUUAGCUGAGCAUUGUAUGUGGCAGGCACCAUGCUGAGCACUCAGUCUCCUGAGCAGGACAGAGUGGUCGAGUCUGUUCCUUCCUGUUGGCUUUUCCUCCAUUUCCUCGUUUCCUCCCGUGUUCGUUGGUAAGGUGUUCAGGGAGCCUUCGGCUGGGUUGGCUCUGCUGGAUCCUGAAAAAGCUGCAGUGGACAGGAAGGUCCAGUGGCUCUCUGGAGGUCCUGACUGGAGAGCGGUGACAUUCCCGGGCAGCAGGCGCUCCACGGCCAUGAGGUCAUCAGAGACCCCCAGGCUUAGUCGCUGCUGUCCACACCUGACUCCUGCUGCACUGUUGUGCCCAGUGGCUCCCUGGCUGGCCCCCUGGUUUUGCCCUGACCCUGGUGUUCCUCACUCAGCAGGGAGAGGGACCCUUUUUAAACCAGACAAUGCCACCCCUCCAUCCAGAAGUCCGAUGACUUUCCAUCCGUGUCUCCUUGCUUACCAGCUGUAGGACUUGGCGGCCCCUCGGCCACAGCAUCCUCAUCCAUGAAAUGGGUGACCAGCAGUGCCCGCUGUGGAGCUGCUGUGAGGACAUGGGGUCAGGAAGCAGACUGACGUGUGGUUUGGUGUGUAGGAGGGUCCUCAAGGCGUGCCUCAAUGACCCGAGCCCCAGGUGACACCCUGUACGAGAGUUGUUACCUGGGACUGGGUCUUGAGAAACCUUGUUCAACGUGGAGCAGAAUGACAGUGACGACCACAGAACCCUUCCUGGACAGUCCCCCAGCAAUGGCCAGACCACAGCAGCUCCCUCACCCGCUCUGUCCUUUAACUUCCCCAGGCUGUAAGCGGAAGCGGGGCUGCAGUCUCACCGGGCCCCUCCGCAGGUUUGUCCCAAAUAAA